UGCAUCUUGGCGUUGCGCGCAGGCGCGCUGGCGUGGGUGGCCGCGGAUGCAUGUGGAGGAGGGAGAUCCUAAAGGAAAGGCUGGAGUCGGAGGUGUGAGAUGGCCGCGAAGGUGUUUGAAGGUCUGGGGAAGCUCGGCCUGGGGCUGGCUGUUGUGGGAGGAGUUGUCAACUCUGCGCUUUACAACGUUGAUGCAGGCCACAGAGCUGUCAUCUUCGACCGAUUCCGCGGGGUCCAGGACGUGGUGGUAGGAGAAGGCACCCACUUCCUCAUCCCCUGGGUGCAGAAACCCAUCAUCUUUGACUGUCGCUCUCGGCCCCGAAACAUUCCUGUGAUCACGGGCAGCAAAGAUCUCCAGAACGUGAACAUCACGUUGCGUAUCCUCUUCAGACCAGUGACUGCCCAGUUACCCCGGAUCUUCACCAGUAUUGGAGAGGACUAUGACGAGCGUGUGCUGCCCUCAAUCACAACUGAAAUCCUCAAGUCUGUUGUGGCUCGCUUUGAUGCUGGAGAAUUGAUCACUCAGAGAGAGCUGGUCUCAAGGCAAGUGAGUGAGGACCUCACGGAGAGAGCAGCAACCUUCGGGCUCAUUCUGGAUGAUGUGUCCUUGACUCACCUGACCUUUGGCAAGGAGUUCACAGAGGCUGUGGAGAUGAAGCAAGUGGCCCAGCAAGAAGCAGAGAGAGCCAGAUUCAUUGUGGAAAAGGCUGAGCAGCAGAAGAAAGCGGCUGUGAUCUCUGCUGAGGGAGACUCCAAAGCAGCUGAGCUGAUUGCCAACUCGCUGGCCACUGCAGGCGACGGCUUGAUCGAGCUGCGCAAGCUGGAGGCCGCCGAGGACAUCGCGUACCAGCUCUCACGGUCCCGCAACAUCACGUACCUGCCCUCUGGACAGUCUGUGCUCCUCCAGCUGCCGCAGUGAGCCCGGGGCACCUCUGCCUCCCAGAUCAGCCCUUUCCAAAAGAAUCUUUGCAAUUUCCUCAUUGGUAGAAAGAGAGGAAAUGAAAAUUCAACCCAUUUUGAAUUCUUAAUCAAAUAAAAAUGACCGCUCUUGAGACCAGACCUGCAUUCCUCCCCUGGACGGUCACAGCAGUGGCUUUGACCAUUAAGCUAGGUUUGAGAAUUGCCCCUUUCCAGGCAGUUUGAGCAGCAGGAGCAGAGUUUCAUCUGUUCCCUCCUGGAACAAAGCAGUAGCCCAGGUGACUCCCUGCCCACGAGAGUGCUGUAUCCAUCAGGUUUCACAGCGAUGCUUCAGUGCCUUCAGGCUGGCUUAGCCGGGGUCGUUACAGACUUGCAGGUCCUGGUCUAUGGGACAGGGAUGCUCAGGGCUCGCUCUUCAGUCAAGCCAGACUGUUUUCAGGUGUCAGCUGAGUGUAAGAGGACAUCUCAGCUGUCAGUGGCUCUGCUGUGCCUGUGUGAACCAUAGCACUGAUAGCUGGAGGCACAGAUCGAGUGGAUUGUGGCUGGGGGUGAGACUAGCAAGAGGUUUGCUUGAUGUAGUGGAUGGAUUUCAGGCACGGAGGAGAAGAUACUUCCCUCUGCAGGAAAUGCUUCUCAGGCACAUGCUGGACAUCUCCACUUCUCCCCCUGCUGCUGCACUCUGCUCUGUUUGCUGCUGCUUGCCCUGUUGUGCAGCAUUGGUUCUUUCAGCAAGGUCAGUUGGCCUAUUGCAAACAGCACCUAGGACAAAGAGGGGAUGACUCGGUGCUCCGUGGCUCAGGCAGUCGGAGGUGGGCAGAAUUCUCUGUUACAUCAAUGCUCUUUUUAUUUAGGGAACCUGAAUUGUGAGGAGGAUGUGAUGGGUGAGAUUGUAUAACCAGCCUUCAAUAAAUGUCACAGUCCCAACUGUA
This is a messenger RNA of Strigops habroptila (Kakapo), 1846 nucleotides long. RefSeq names its product prohibitin (gene PHB1). Lineage: Eukaryota; Metazoa; Chordata; Aves; Psittaciformes; Psittacidae. Gene Ontology annotation, cellular component: membrane; mitochondrion. The coding region runs from base 100 to 918 and encodes 272 amino acids. Gene Ontology annotation, biological process: mitochondrion organization. The record is from RefSeq and is a predicted model, not a curated record. The transcript is spliced from 7 exons.